Messenger RNA from Astrephomene gubernaculifera, 3370 nucleotides. The record is from the annotation of a GenBank genome assembly. NCBI's taxonomy places the organism in Eukaryota, Viridiplantae, Chlorophyta, Chlorophyceae, Chlamydomonadales, Astrephomenaceae.
GUAAGCGACAACCAUGAUCGUUUACAUGAGGCACAAAAUAUACUGCGUUCGCGCUUAGGGACAUUAGUGACACUACUUUAGAUAGCAAAGUACCGGUAGCCUUUCGACGCGUUUGUUCAACUCAGUGCACGAAAUGCACGCGUACAAAACUGGGGGCGCUCUCGGCGUCAGACUGGCGCGCUCCCGUCCCUUUCAUGUUAAUGUUGCUAACCGCGCAUCCCCUGCAAACGCUGUCCGCCAUAGCCCUACCCAAGCACUGGCUACUCUCGCAUUAGCACGUACAUGCAUGCGACCGGCAGCCCUGGAUCACGCUCGCAGCACCAUGGCAAUGGCCGCUCGCGCGCAAUCACUGCGGCUUCCCCUUCGAUCAGGGCUCUCACCGGCGCUCCCGGGUCGGGGCCUCGCUUGGCGCCAGAACCUGCGGCUAUCGACCUUGGCAUCGCCGCUUGCCGCGGUUCCACAGGACGCAGCCUCCGGCGCCUCCGCCUCCCCGCCCGCCACACCCCAGCCGGCCGCAGUUUCCAACCAGCAGCCCCCUCCCUCCCCCUCCACCCCCACCUCCACCACCCACCGCCCGCUGCCCCUCAGCUCCUCACUGGGCGGCACCCCGGUGCACCCGGGCGGCGGAUACAAGCUGCCCCCGCCCGAGAUUGCCGCCAUCGUGGAGGCGCCCGCACAGCCCUCCCUGUCGUACUCGCCGGACAGGACCAUGUUCCUGCAGCUGUCCCGCCCGCCCUCGCUGCCGCCCAUCUCCGAGCUCUCCCGCCCCGAGCUCAAGCUGGCGGGACUGCGACUGGACCCCGACCAGUACUCGCGGAGCAAGAUGGGCUACUACACGGGCAUGUCGCUGGUCCCCGCCUCCGAGGUGGUGCCCGCGCCCCCGGACAAGUGCCGCCCGCUGUCAGGCUACCCGCCCCACGGCUGGAUCAACUACGUGACGUGGAGUCCGCGGGGGAGCCACAUCGCCUUCACGGUCCGCUACCCGCACGCCCCCUACCGCCCGCUGGAGCUCUACCUCGCCGACCCCGCCACCGGCGAGUGCCGCCCCGCCCUGCCCGCCCCCUGCACCUCGCCGCCCACCCACCUCAUGAACCUGUGCCCCGGCUUCCGAGGCCUCAACACCGUAUUCGAGGACUACACCUGGCUUGACGACGACACGCUGGUGGCGGCGGUGCUGCCGGAGGGGCUGCAGCCGCCGCCCGGUCGGCCCGCGGAGGGACCCAUGGGUCCGAAGAUCAGCGACAAUACCGCGGGCAAGAAGGCGCAGAACCGCACCUGGCCCGACCUGCUCAAGGACGAGCACGACAUGGCGCUGUUCGAGCACUACGGCACCUGCGAGCUGCUGCUGCUGGAGGUGGGCAGCGGGCGGAGCAGCUGCAUCGGGCCGCCCAGGAUGUACAUCGAUGUGGACCCCUCCCCCGACGGCCGCUUCCUGCUGGUCACAUGGCUGGAGCGGCCCUUCAGUACGGCGGUGCCCUGCGGCCGCUUCCCCCGCCGUACGCAGCUGUGGCGGCGGGACGGAUCGCUGGUCCGCGAGCUGGCCGCCCUCCCCCUGGCCGAGCACAUCCCCAUCGCCUUCAACAGCUGCCGAGCGGGGCCGCGGGGGAUCAGCUGGCGGGACGAUGUGCCUGCUGAGCUCUACUGGAUGGAGGCGCAGGACGGCGGGGACCCCGAGCUGCAGGUCCCCCCCCGCGACCUGGUCUUCGCACUCACCGCUGACGCCGCGGCUGCCGGCGAGGCGCCCCGCCGCAUUGGCGCCACCGACCUGCGCUGCGGCGGAGUGGCCUGGUGUGAUGGGGAGCUGGCCAUCCUGUUCGAGUCGUGGUACAAGAGCCGGCGGAGCGUGUGGUGGGGCUUCGCACCGGACCGCCCGGAGGAGCCCAAGAGGGUCAUCUUUGACAGGAACUACGAGGACGUGUACGGCGACCCCGGGUCGCCCCUCUCCCGCCGCACCCAGUGGGGCACCUACACCCUCGCCCGUGUCACUCCCGACCCCACCACCCUGGCAGCGCUGCGGCAGGCGGCUGAGGCUGCGGGAGCGGAGGGGGCAGCGGAGGCAGCCGCCGCCUCCGUUCCUGCUGCCGACACCUCCAGCAGCAGCAGCGACAGUAGCGCUGCCCAGCCUGCAAGUAGCAGCAGCAGCAGCGGCAGUAGCGGCAAGCCUGUGACGCUGUCGGGUCUUGCCUCGGGCGAGGGCACCUGGCUGCUGAUGUCGGGCAGUGGGGCGGGUCCGGAGGGCAACAAGCCCUUCCUGGACCUGCUGCACCUGGAGUCGGGUGAGACGCACCGCCUGUGGCAGAGCGCCCCGCCGCACUACGAGGCCAUGGGCUCCCUCAUGAGCGACACCGACCCAGAGGCGCCGCUGACGGUGGAGGGCAUGGUGCUCUCCAUGAGCCGGGAAAGCGCCUCCGACCCGCCACAAACCCUCCUCCGCACCUUCCGCGCCGCGGGGCGGGACUGCGAGGAGCGGCUCGUCACCGCCUUCCCGCACCCCUACCCCCACCUGCGGGAGCUGCGGAGGGAGGUGCUGCGAUACCCGCGCGCCUCCGACGGCGUCAUGCUGACCGCCACGCUGUACCUGCCGCCGGGAUACGACCAAGCGACCCAUGGGUCGCUGCCCUGCAUUGUAUGGGCCUAUCCUCGCGAGUUCAAGACCAAGGAGGCUGCAGGCCAGAUGCGCCGCUCGCCGCACCAGUUCACCUCCAUCGGCUCCACCUCGCCCACCCUGUGGCUCACGCGCGGGUUUGCAGUGCUGGACGGCCCCACGCUGCCCAUCGUGGCGGAUGAGAAGGAGGGCGAGGGUGAGGGCGGGAAGGCUCCGGAGCCCAACGAUACCUUCGUGGAGCAGCUCACAGAUAGCGCCCGCGCCGCGGUGAAUGAGGUUGUACGGCGGGGUGUGGCGGAUCCCGCUCGGAUCUCGGUGGGGGGCCAUUCGUACGGCGCCUUCAUGACGGCCAACCUGAUCGCGCAUGCGCCCGACCUCUUCGCAGCAGGUAUUGCUCGCACGGGCGCCUACAACCGCACCCUGACGCCCUUCGGCUUCCAGAACGAGGAGCGCACGUUGUGGCAGGCGCCCGAGGUGUACAGCCGCAUGUCGCCGUUCAUGAUGGCUGACAAGAUCAGCAAGCCGCUGCUGCUCAUCCACGGCGAGGACGACAACAACCCCGGGACCUUCCCGCUGCAGAGCGAGCGCUUUUACCAGGCGCUCAAGGGCCACGGCGCCACCUGCCGCCUGGUGCUCCUGCCGCAUGAGGGGCACGGGUACCGCGCUUAUGAGUCCGUCAUGCACACGCUGUACGAGCAGGACCAGUGGAUCGAGAGGUACGCUGGCUAUGGGCGCUUGGAUCCGAACUACGUUACAGACGACACG